Messenger RNA from Danio aesculapii, 1412 nucleotides. It is a transcript of the gene prlhr2a, whose product is annotated as prolactin releasing hormone receptor 2a. Gene Ontology annotation, cellular component: plasma membrane; neuron projection. The record is from RefSeq and is a predicted model, not a curated record. NCBI's taxonomy places the organism in Eukaryota, Metazoa, Chordata, Actinopteri, Cypriniformes, Danionidae. The transcript is spliced from 2 exons. The coding region runs from base 14 to 1126 and encodes 370 amino acids. Gene Ontology annotation, molecular function: neuropeptide Y receptor activity; neuropeptide binding. Gene Ontology annotation, biological process: G protein-coupled receptor signaling pathway.
GCAGUAUUCCAGGAUGGAUGGCUGUGGUGGAGAAUGGCUCAGCACACCUGUAGCCUCGUCUUGCCUGGAAAACGUCACCGUAGAGAAUUCCAGUGUUGGGCGAAUCUAUGAAGUCAUGCUGCAGUCAACCAACACAACUAAACGCAAUCCGCAGUUUGUUGGCGUGGAGCUCCUUCAGUCUUUUAAACCUCUCAUCAUCCCCUGCUAUGCCCUUGUGGUCCUGGUGGGAGUUUUUGGGAACUACCUGCUACUUUAUGUCAUCUGCCAAACCAAAAAAAUGCACAACGUGACCAACUUCUUUAUCGGUAACCUGGCGUUUUCUGAUAUGCUGAUGUGUGCCACCUGUGUGCCCUUUACACUGGCGUAUGCAUUUAACCCUCGUGGCUGGGUUUUUGGAAGAUUCAUGUGCUACUUGGUGUUCCUCAUUCAGCCUGUGACUGUGUAUGUGUCAGUAUUUACACUCACAGCCAUCGGCGUGGACCGGUACUAUGCCACAGUUCAUCCUCUGAAGAAGCGAAUUUCAGUUCUGGCCUGCACAUACCUUCUCUCAGGGAUCUGGAUUUUGUCCUGUGGUCUGGUAGCUCCUGCUGUGGCUCACACAUACCACGUGGAGUUCAAGGACGAAGGUUUCACCAUCUGCGAGGAGUUCUGGAUGGGCCAGGAGAAAGAGCGGCUGGCCUACGCUUACAGCACGCUCUUCAUCACAUAUGUCCUUCCACUGUCCGCUCUCUGCAUCUCUUAUUUGUGCAUUUCGGUGAAGCUUCGUAAUUGCGUGGUACCAGGCCAUCGGACCCAAAGCCAAGCGGAGGCCCAGCGAGCUCGCAAACGCAAGACAUUUCGCUUGGUGUCUCUGGUUGUUGCUGCCUUUGGGAUCUGCUGGCUGCCAAUAAGCGUAUUUAAUGUUCUUCGGGAUAUUGAUAUAGAUCUGAUUGACAAGCGCUACUUCCUGUUGAUACAGCUGUUGUGUCACUUGUGUGGAAUGAGUUCAUCUUGUUGUAAUCCAUUUUUAUAUGCAUGGCUGCAUGAUCGUUUCAGGGCAGAAUUGCGGAAGAUGUUCACCUGUCAUCGGCGGAUUGGCAUUGGGAUACCAGCCAACAACUGUGCCACCGCUAGCGUGGUUCUUUGACAGAAAAAGAAUGGGCUUAGUUAGUUCAAAGACCACUAAGGCUUGAAGAGAAACAGUACACAUUUGUCUUGGCUUGAUCUAUACCAUCUGUAAGGUUCCUCCACAUGCAUCUUGUUCUUGAAGGACACAGAUGGUCAUUCUUGGAUGUACAAGCCAUGCCUGGUGGUGAGAAAGUGGUUAGACAGAGCCACAAUAUUUCAACAUUCUGUCUAUGAUUUGGAUAUCAAGAAAUCUGACUUUGGAUGUCGAUCCCAUCACGAAGAAAACAGUAACAGAAACACUGAAC